This is a messenger RNA of Notechis scutatus (mainland tiger snake), 2669 nucleotides long. NCBI's taxonomy places the organism in Eukaryota, Metazoa, Chordata, Lepidosauria, Squamata, Elapidae. The record is from RefSeq and is a predicted model, not a curated record.
CAGGGAAGGCCGGAAAUUGCCCUGUCAGGAGCCCCGGUGGAUCGCUCAAACGCAUGGUGCCCGUUGCUUUUGACCACGGCUUGCUUGCUUGCUAAGAUCGUGUUUCACUUUCGGGCAAAAGCCUGCUCAAAAUGCAAAGUGAGAACCUGGGACCAGUAAAUUACUAUGUUGGAAUUGAUGUUGGCACAUCAAGUGUCCGUGCGGCUUUGGUGGACCAGUUUGGCACCGUAAUGGCUUAUGCAGACCAUCCAAUUCAAAUUUGGGCACCACAACCUAACUAUUAUGAACAAUCUUCUGAUGACAUUUGGGCAGCUUGUUGUAUAGUCACAAAGAAAAUUACCCAAGGAAUAAAUAUUUCCCAAAUCCGAGGGCUUGGCUUUGAUGCUACCUGCUCCCUUGUUGUUUUGGAUAGCCAUUUUCAUCCUUUGGCAGUCAACUCUGAAGGAGAACACAAAAGAAACAUCAUCAUGUGGAUGGACCAUCGUGCAGUUAAUCAAGUAACGCGCAUCAAUGAGACACAGCAUAAUGUGCUGUCCUUUGUUGGUGGUGUGAUGUCAGUUGAAAUGCAGCCACCUAAAUUGCUAUGGAUGAAAGAAAAUUUGCAAGAGUCUUGCUGGGAAAAAGCAGGGCACUUCUUUGAUCUUCCGGAUUUCUUAUCAUGGAAAGCAACAGGUGCCACAGCAAGAUCUUUGUGUACACUUGUAUGUAAAUGGACAUACUCCUCAGAAACUGGCUGGGAUGAUAGUUUUUGGAAAUCAAUUGGAUUAGAAGAUAUGAUGGCAAAUAAAUAUUCAAAAAUAGGAAAUGAAGUUCUCCCUCCAGGAACUCCAGUUGGAAAUGGAUUAACAGCGGAAGCUGCAGAAGAUCUUGGUCUGUCUAAGGGGAUUGCUGUAGCUGCCUCUCUUAUUGAUGCACAUGCUGGAGGAUUAGGUAUGAUUGGAGCCAACGUGAAAGGAUAUAACUUGCCCUGUGAAAAUCAGCCAAUUACUUCCCGACUGGCUGUAAUAUGUGGGACAUCAUCAUGCCACAUGGCAGUUAGCAAGUCCCCUAUAUUUGUCUCUGGUGUUUGGGGACCCUAUUAUUCAGCAAUGGUUCCAGGAUUGUGGCUAAAUGAAGGAGGUCAAAGUGUAACAGGGAAACUGCUAGAGCAUAUUGUCCAAGGACAUGCUGCUUUCCCAGAACUACAAACAAAAUCUGAAGCCAGAGCUCAAAGUAUAUAUACAUACUUGAAUGGUCACCUGGAUCUGAUUAAGAAAUCUUUGCCUGUGGGUUUGCUCACUGUUGAUUUACAUGUUUGGCCAGAUUUCCAUGGCAACCGAUCUCCCCUUGCAGAUUUGACUCUAAAGGGCAUGGUAGUGGGUUUGACACUGUCUCAAAGUCUUGAUGAUCUUGCUCUUAUUUAUCUAGCGACAGUCCAAGCCAUUGCGUUGGGAACCAGGCAUAUUGUUGAAACAAUGCAAGUCGCAGGGCAUCAUAUCAACACUCUCUUUAUGUGUGGCGGUCUGAGCAAAAACCCUCUCUUUGUCCAAAUGCACGCGGACAUCAUUGGCAUGCCUGUUGUUCUAGCCCAAGAAGUGGAGUCUGUGCUAAUGGGUGCUGCUAUUCUUGGAGCCUGUGCUUCUAAAGACUUUGCUUCCCUGCAGGAUGCUAUGGAGAAAAUGGAGAAAAUUGGCCGGAUUGUGCUGCCAAAUCACAAGGAUAAAAGGUUAAGAACAUGAACACAAAAUGAACUCUGGCAAAAUGAAUCUAGAUUUAAGAUGACUCAGAAAAAGUGACAGUGAAACAUCUUUUCAACACAUGGAGAAUUCCAAUACUGUGAUUCAUUCAGAUUCCUGUUGCUUUAAAUCUCCUACCAGUCAGGACACCCUGACAAUUUUUCUUUUGUAGUUGGGAAAUCAAAAGGAGCUAGGUCAUUAGCCAUGAGGGAAUAAAAGGUCACGAAGGGAUGGGCCUAGAUUAGAUUAUUUGAACCAAUACUCUCUGGUUUUGAAAUGGCCAAAGAUUCUUCCCUUGUUUACACAUUGGUCCCAGCACAUGCUUCUAUUUUUAGAAAGUGGCACAGCCUCUCUAAUGCAUUUGGAUUAAGUUUCCUACUGAAUGCAAUGGAUAUUUGAUAUGAACUAUACUGGCUGCUGUUUUGAAAUAAGAAUUCUUAAAACACAUCAGAUACUCUUUGGAAAUAUGAUAACCUGCAAGAAAACAAUCCUGGUGAUAUUUGGGGUUGUUAACCCCAAUAACUGCAGAUAGUGAAAUAUCACUAGCCAGCAAAUACAAGAGGAUUUAUCUACCUGCUCUGUAAAGUCGUAGAAUUUAUGACCUAGCUUUUAAGUAGCUCAAUUAUAGUUCAGUCCCUUGAUUGACCAAUUCCUAGCUCACUUCGGUCUAUCACUCAUAACAGAAUACUGUGUGUAUGACUUUAGUAGUAAGAGCCUAAAUAUUAGAACCAUUGAAAUGAACAUGGAAUCCCACGUUACGUUUGUACUUCAUAAUUAUAUAAGACUGUAUACAUUAAUAGUUUGUUAGAGGAAUGUGACCCUUUUGCUGGUUUACAAUCAGACAUCUUGAAUCAGGGGCAUUAGCAGUGGGUGGAGUUUAAAAAGUCAAGAUAGCAUUGUAAUUGUGGAGCCAAGUUCCAUCUCUGUGUUUACAUUGACCAUGGUGGGGUCCAA